AUGGAACUAGCUAUCUGCAAGCUUGUUUCUGAUCUUAAGGAUUCACGUUUCAAAGUUGUCUACCUUGCACCUACAAAAUCAUUAUGCUCUGAAAGAUUCCGUGACUGGCGCGCAAAAUUUGCUCCUCUGGACUUACAAUGUGCCGAACUUACUGGGGAUACUGAUCACUUUCAAAUUAGAAACGUCCAACAAGCCAGCAUAAUUAUUACAACCCCCGAAAAGUGGGACAGCAUGACUAGGAAAUGGAAGGACCACAUGAAGCUAAUGCAGCUCAUCAAGUUAGUUCUUAUCGAUGAGGUACAUAUCCUGAAAGAAGCCCGCGGGGCUACAUUAGAAGCAGUGGUAUCCCGUAUGAAGUCAGUGAAUUCCAAUGUUCGCUUCGUGGCCCUGAGUGCUACUGUUCCAAAUUCGGAAGAUAUUGCAACUUGGUUGGGGAAAGAUCCAACAAACCAACACCUUCCAGCUCAUAGGGAGCGGUUCGGAGAAGAGUUCCGGCCUGUCAGACUCCAGAAAUUCGUUUAUGGGUACCAAGCUAAUGGAAAUGAUUUCGCAUUCGAUAAAGUCUGUGAGGCUAAGUAA
This is a messenger RNA of Trichophyton benhamiae CBS 112371, 579 nucleotides long. RefSeq lists its product as uncharacterized. The coding region runs from base 1 to 579 and encodes 192 amino acids. NCBI's taxonomy places the organism in Eukaryota, Fungi, Ascomycota, Eurotiomycetes, Onygenales, Arthrodermataceae. The record is from RefSeq and is a predicted model, not a curated record. The transcript has a single exon. Gene Ontology annotation, molecular function: ATP binding; nucleic acid binding.